Ipomoea nil (Japanese morning glory) is the source of this 2338-nucleotide messenger RNA. RefSeq lists its product as uncharacterized. The record is from RefSeq and is a predicted model, not a curated record. Lineage: Eukaryota; Viridiplantae; Streptophyta; Magnoliopsida; Solanales; Convolvulaceae. The coding region runs from base 44 to 1993 and encodes 649 amino acids. The transcript is spliced from 2 exons.
AGAUCGAGAGAGAGAGAGAGAGAGAGAGAGAGAGAGAGGGGAAAUGGAGCAUCCGUUUUUCAUCACAAACCCUAACCGGACGGAGGCGUUGCGGUGGCUGACCAUCGCCGAGAAGCUUCUGGCCAACCGUGACUUGAUGGGGAGUAAAUCGUUUGCGACCCGGGCGCAGGAGUCCGACCCGACGAUGGUGCACGGCGAGCAAAUCCUCGCCGUCAUCGACACUCUAAUCGCCGGGGACAAGCUGGUGAACAAUCAGUUCGAUUGGUAUGGCAUCCUCCAGGUCCCUCCCAACCAGGCGCACGACUCGGAGUUCAUUGCGACUCAGUAUCGCCGACUCGCGGUCCUACUAAACCCUCAGAAGAACAACUUUCCGUUCGCCGACCAGGCUUUCCGGCUCGUCGUCGACGCUUGGACUCUGCUCUCGAACCCGUUCAGGAAAAGCGUGUAUGAUAAAGAGCUAGGGUUCUUCAUAAACCUUAACCCGAACCCGGUGCCCUCUGUGCAGCAGCAGCAGCAGCAGCCGCCCAAUCCUUUUUCCGUUGUUCCGAACUCCGGCAGAGACCAGCAGCAGCAAAUGUUCUUUGUGAGUCGAGAGCAGCAGCAGCCAUUUACCUCUGGCCAACCGUUAACGUUUCUGAGCCGUGAACCGGUUCAAACAGUGACGUUUUUGCAGCAGCCAAAUACGGGUAGGGAUCAUCAACCGCCACCGCCACCCCAAUCAGUAACAUUUCUGAGUCGGGACCAACCACCUCCGGUAACCUCCGUGCCCAGCUUGAAUGUAGACCAACUACCGACAGUGACCUAUAUGCCCGGCUCGAGUAGUGAACCACAGCCAUUUUCCUUUACGCCAAGUUCGGUUCGAGCCCAACCGCCACCCCCACCUCCACCUCCACCUCCACCUCCUGUUGCUCCCACCGAGAGCUCUACUGUGUAUCAGCAAAGGAAUGAGCCGUCACUGCAGCAAAAUGAGGGUUUCGAAAGAAACUAUCGCUCAGGUGGUUCUACCGAUAAUCUGAGUAAGGCUAAAGAAAAAGAGAGUGGAGUAGAUGAAUCAAAUAAUGAUGAAUUGAAGGAAGAUGAGCCAAAGGAUGACAUUCCUAGCUUCUGGACUGCUUGCCCGUAUUGCUAUCAUAUGUUUCAGUACCCUGAGGCUUAUGUCGACUGUACUUUGCGGUGCCAAAAUUGCAGAAUGGCAUUCCAGGCUGUAGCAAUUUCGUCUCCCCCACCAAUUAUUGAUGGGAAAGAAGCUUAUUUUUGUUGCUGGGGCUUUCUACCUUUGGGGUUUUCUGUAUCAAUCUGGGAGAAGUAUAAAGGUCAGGCCACAACUUGGACCCCUUUUUCUCCUAUGUUUAAUUGUCCUCAAACUGGGGGGAAAAAUGGGUUCACUGGGGGGAAUGUAUAUCAUUCUAUUGGAGGGCAGGGGAUUGGGAGCAAUGUUAGUGGUUUUGGAGGGGGUGGUGUAAAGAAGUCAGCCCGAAAAAUUAUUGUUGAUGAUGAUGUGUUUGUAGAAUUAUCAGACUCUAGUGAAGAGUCGGAUGUGGAUUGGAGGAAUGGCUAUAAUAAGAAGAGAAAGAAAGCAAAGAGUUUGAAGGGAAAAGGGGUUGGGACAGGUACUCCUAAUAGAACUGCUAUGAAACAGCAAGCUGAUAAUGGAAAUAAUGUCAAAGAUAAUGCUGGAGAUAAUUUUCAAGAUGGUGUUACAGUUCGGAGUGGUGCUCGCUUGCCAGCUGAAUUGCGUAAGAAAGGUGCGGCAAGUAACACAAGGAGGCAAUCUGGGAGGAUUGCCAAAGACUAUGGAAAAUUGGAUUUGAAUGUGGAGUUUAGUAAUGAGGUUGAAGAGCCUCCACCAGGAAUGAAUGGGCAAGUAGAUGGAACAGGAAGAGGAGAAGAUGAUGGCAUUGAAGGGAAUGGGUUUUUUGAGGGUCUUGAUGAAUUUUUAAACAGUCUUCCUAUUCUCAAUGUUGUUGGUGAUGAUAAGGUAAAGGCUGCCUAGUGAAGUUAGGCAUUUCUUUUGUUGUAAUUGUAGCUCUAGUCUAGCUUUUGCAUUUUGUAUGUAGUAAGGAACUAUAUAGAGCUACUUGGAUAAUGGCCUUGAUGUUUUCUCCAGCUGUGUGCUGCAAAUGUAAUGGCCGUAAUGCCCUAACUGUUGCUUUAGUCUAGCUUUUGCCUUUUGUAUGUUCGUAGUAAGGAACAAUGUGGAGCUACUUGGAUACUUGCCUAUGGUUUCUCCUGUAGCUUUUUCGCUGCAAAUGUGGUGGCAGUGAUUUCUUCCUCAUGCUGCCUUUUGUAUUUGCAACAAUCAGUUCAAUAAUUCUGUCUCCUUUACUAUGCUGCAAAA